GCCGUGUCGUGUACCGGGAAGCCUCCCUGUACGCGUACGGCAGCCGUUCCCCACCCUCCCGAUUUCGUUAAUCCCAUCGCCUUCCGCCUGAUCCCUCUCGAGUCUCCUCCCCUCCCCUCCCGGCUCCCGGAUCCAACCACCGCAGCCCGCCCCUCGCCGCCGGCGACAAUGUCCAAGUACGGCACCAUACCCACCUCCUCCUCCUCCGCCGCCGCCGCGGGGGCGCCCCACCUCGGCGGCGCCUCCCCGCUCGACUUCAUCUCCCGCGCCAAGGCCCGCGGCGCCACGGCGCUGGCCACGCGCCGCCCGUGGCGCGAGCUCGCGGACCCGCACGCGCUCGGGCUGCCCCCGACCCUCGCCGACGCCUACCUGCGCGUGCGCGCCAACCUCGCCCACUUCGCCAUGAACUACGCCAUCGUCGUCCUCGUCGUCGUCUUCCUCUCCCUCAUCUACCACCCCGUCUCCCUCAUCGUCUUCCUCGUCUGCAUGGUCGCCUGGCUCGGCCUCUACUUCCUCCGCGACGACCCCAUCGUCCUCUUCGGCCGCGUCGUCGGCGACGGCGCCGUCCUCGCCGUCCUCGCCGCCGUCACGCUCGGCCUCCUCCUGCUCACCGGCGCCACCACCAACAUCCUCACGUCGCUGCUCGUCGGAUUCGUGCUCGUCGUUGUGCACGCCGCGCUGCACAGGCCGGAGGACAAUGUCGACGAGGAAGUCGGACGCUGGUACGCCCCAAUGCCGCAGCAGCCAUCGCACUAGUGACAUGAGUACAUUGAUUCUCCUGGCCCUAUCUUCUUUUCCAAGUAUUCCAGGAGUGUAAGUUCAGCAUUGUUGGCUCAGUCGUCAUGAAGAACUUGUAGCUGGUGGUUUGUUCGUAAUCUUCAUGACGCUGGGUUUUCAGAAGUUCUGGAUGCAGUGAUGAUGGAGUGUUGUAAACUGUAAAGAUUGCGGGCACUGCAAAGCUUUUCCCUUGUUCACAUGUACAAGUUUGGAGGAGAGGGGGAAAAAACUGCUCUUCCGGGUUUGAGAAUUCAGUUGGCCCAGAAACCUGUAUCAGUCAUGGCAUUUCUGAUCUCUCACCUGGUUUAUCUUCUACACGCCGUCUUGUUUGUAAGAGAUUGUCCCCGUUUCGUGCGAUCCUUGUGAUUACUAUGUCUACAGACAAGUUGGGCAUAUUGGAAACCAUUUCAAUGUAGGAACUGCACUCUGUUUUACGGCC
Molecule: messenger RNA, 1216 nt
Organism: Lolium perenne
Lineage: Eukaryota; Viridiplantae; Streptophyta; Magnoliopsida; Poales; Poaceae
Product: PRA1 family protein F3
Biological process (GO): vesicle-mediated transport
Cellular component (GO): endoplasmic reticulum; Golgi apparatus
Source: RefSeq, a predicted model, not a curated record